AUGUCUACUCUGCUAGCAAAGCAGACCUUGGCAUUCCCUGGUUGGCAAAGGGCCCGCACGGUCUCUCCGUUGUAUACUCGUGUUGCCAGGGAAUCCAGUGACGGAGUCUACCGAAUUCCCAGUACGGUCCAUAAAGGAGCUAACAAGGCUCAAUUUGAUAUUCAAUUAUCCGCGUUGACUCUGGAUAUUGAAACAUUGUUCAGCUUGGAUGCACCCCAGCUCGAUUCAAUCAAUGCUUCGGUCUUCGACUGGUGGUAUUUCGAUGCUGUAUCAGACGCCAAUCCAGAAGAUUCACUGGUAGUCACUUUCUUUUCGUCCUCGGCGGCAGCUUUUCCAUUCCUGCAUGCAAAUCAAUCAUCCGUCCUCACUGCUUGGAUUUGGGCAUCGUUCACCAAUGGCACCGUUUUCGCAGAUUAUGCCCCGGCAACUGUGGCAACUACGGUGGUCACACCAACAGCGCAGGGGGCCGCAACGGGAUUCAGCUGGGCUGCGAUCUCCAAUAAUCUGACCACCAAGUACGAGAUCGUUGUUGCAUCGGAGAAGAUGCAAGUUCAAGGGCGAUUUACCUUGACUUCUAGAGCCCCGCCUCAUCUGCCCUGUGGAACUCAAACAGAGCGGACAACUCUUGAAAUUGCGCCUCACAUUGGAUGGGUCAACCUCGUGCCUGAUGCCGUGGGCGAUGUUGAUAUGGAGAUCCAUGGAUCAACACUGAAAUUCAAAGGCUCAGGGUACCACGACAAAAAUUGGUCUGAUAGACCUUUUAUGGAUUCUGUGCAGAGCUGGUACUGGGGCCAUGGGCGAAUUGGCGCAUACUCAGUUGUAUGGUUCAGCUAUCUCGCCCUUAAUGAUCCAACCAACACCACAUAUGUGAGCGGUCAUGUUGAAAAAGAUGGAGAGGUACUCGUAUCGGCCUGCAAAUCCGAUUUUCUUACCGUGCGGCCGAUCGGUAGCCCGGGAACCACUGGAGGGCGAUACCCACCACGCCUGGGUGAUAUUCCGGAAGGGUUCCAGUUGCAAUUUGAUUUGGGCGAGCCGAAUGGCCACUUGAGAGUGAAUGUGUCGAUGAGAACAGUGGUUGCGGGGGAUGGUGAAUAUUACAUGCGCUGGACAGGAGAGUUGGUUGGUGAGUUGGUCAAGUCUGAGAGUGAGCAACCACAAGAGGCCUGCGCCGCUAGCCUAAGAAAUGACACAAGCAACAGAGAUAAGCUAUCUUCCCUGCAUGGUGUUGGAGUCUUCGAACAGUUUGUAUUGGUUGAAUAG
Molecule: messenger RNA, 1260 nt
Organism: Penicillium soppii
Lineage: Eukaryota; Fungi; Ascomycota; Eurotiomycetes; Eurotiales; Aspergillaceae
Exons: 4
Coding region: 1-1260 (419 amino acids)
Source: RefSeq, a predicted model, not a curated record